This is a messenger RNA of Drosophila busckii, 994 nucleotides long. RefSeq lists its product as uncharacterized. NCBI's taxonomy places the organism in Eukaryota, Metazoa, Arthropoda, Insecta, Diptera, Drosophilidae. The record is from RefSeq and is a predicted model, not a curated record. Bases 20 to 976 code for a protein of 318 amino acids. The transcript has 4 exons.
GGAAGGCAGUUCCUUUCAAAUGGUAUUCGAUGAAAUUAUUUGCGUGGUGGACUAUACAAAUUAUUUGGUGUUGGGCAUAACCGUUGCGCUGGCUUGGGAGCUGCCCAGCAAGCCGCCAAGUGAAGCGCUGGAGGAUCUUUUUAAUAAACUUGAAGAUGGCACCAUCGAUAUUAGUCGCAAUGAUACUGCGGGCAACAUAACCUAUGUGGAUGCCAAGCCCAAUGCAACGACCCCCAACUAUAUAAACUUGUCGCCCGCUGGCAAUUCCUAUUAUAGCAAUGUGCCAGUAUAUCGCACACCCAUGCAUCCAGUUUAUCAGUACAGCAAUAGCUACUAUAGAGGCAGGCCAGCUAAGCCCGCUAGACGCAAGGAUAAUUAUUACUACAGCAGCAGCAAGCAGCAGCCUUUUAAGCAGUGGCAGCAACCUAUGAGCAAAGCACAGCCUACGCGUUAUCCUUACUGGGCGCUGCCAACGCACUUCAAAAAUGCGCAACGCCCCAGCAAUAGCUACUAUGCCAAGCCCAUAAGACGCACGCACAAGAUCUAUCCGGUAUUUGGCAAACGCAGUUUGCCCGAUGUGCAACAGCCGCAUAGACGUCAGCGCCGCAGCGGUCUGGAGCAUGCCACAGAUGAGCAGCUAACACGACUGGAGGGCAUACAAAUCAAAUAUCAUCGCAAUAGUCGCCAGAGUCUGUACGAGCGCAUUGAGCGUUAUUUGGACAAACGUGGCCACAAUGGACAUCAGUGCGUGCUGCGCACUUUGUGCGAAACUGGACAAAAGUCACAGCAGCAGCAGCCUGGCAGCUUUGCCGCUGAGCUUAUGCGCGCUGUCUUUACCAUACCUGAAGCUUUAGAUAACGAACCGGUAGCCUAUAGAGAUACGCGCUAUGACAAGGCGCAUGCACAUGCAGGCGACUGCGCUGCGCUUUAUGCCGAAUGCAAGCAUUCCAUAUGGGAUGCACCUUUUAUACAAUAAAACUGCCGUCCAAGCUUG